Molecule: messenger RNA, 1711 nt
Organism: Neohortaea acidophila
Lineage: Eukaryota; Fungi; Ascomycota; Dothideomycetes; Mycosphaerellales; Teratosphaeriaceae
Product: ATP-dependent RNA helicase-like protein dbp8
Exons: 1
Coding region: 18-1568 (516 amino acids)
Molecular function (GO): ATP binding; RNA helicase activity; nucleic acid binding
Source: RefSeq, a predicted model, not a curated record
GUCGACAACAUCUCACUAUGGAUCGACCCACGAAAAGGAGGAGGCUAUCGCUUCCCGACGACGAACAUGACGAUGAUGACAUCUCCAGCAAUCCGCAGGAAAACUCGCCGAACCCUGGCGGGGACGGCCACGCAGCGGAGGUGAACGUUCCCACCAACACCGUCUCUCGAAUCAAGGCCAAGGCAAACCCGCAAAAUGGACUGCCUCCUCCUCCAUCAAACCCCAACGGUGCGCCAGCUACUAUCCUCGCCUCCACAGAUGAGGAUGAGCAGACGACUUUUGCCAAGCUGGGAGUCGAUCCAUGGCUAGUCACAUCGCUAUCCCACAUGUCCAUCCGUUACCCCACGCGCAUCCAGAAGGGCUGCAUUCCUCAGAUCGUGGCCGGGAGCGACUGCAUCGGUGGCUCACGCACGGGCUCGGGCAAGACGGUCGCUUUCACUGUCCCCAUCCUGCAGCAAUGGGCGCGAGAGCCGAGUGGCGUCUUUGCUGUGGUCAUGACGCCUACUCGAGAAUUGGCUCUGCAAAUCUACGAGCAGAUUGAAGCACUCGGCACGAGGCAGGGUCUGCGAUGCGCCCUCAUCACCGGCGGAGGAGAUAUGAGAGCGCAGGCCCUCGAUCUCAGCAAACGACCUCAUAUCGUCGUGGCGACCCCCGGACGACUCGCUGCGCACGUGGAAACGUCUGGCGAGGACACCAUAUGUGGGCUGCGCCGGGUCAAGUUCGUCGUCUUCGACGAAGCCGACCGGCUGCUCGCUAGUGGCAAAGGAAGCAUGCUUGAUGACUUGGAGACUUGUCUAUCCGUCAUGCCUGCGCCAACCCAUCGACAAACAUGUCUCUUCACCGCCACUGUCACCCCCGAGGUGCGCGCUCUCAAGGACAUGCCGCGCGGUCCCGGUCGGCCUCCCGUCUUCGUGUGCGAGGUCGACACGGAAGACUUGGCCGUGCCCAAAACUCUCACACAAACCUACCAGCUGGUGAAUGUCGUUCACAAGGAGAAGUAUCUGCAUGUCCUCCUGUUGACUCCCGCAAACGAGGACAAGAACAUCAUCAUCUUCUGCAACCGCACGUCUACCGCUACUUUGCUGGAAUACAUGCUUCGUCUACUCGAACACAGAGUCACGGCACUCCACUCCGGACUGGAAAAUCAGCAACGCACCUCGAACCUCGCCCGCUUCCGUGCUCGCGCAGCAAGAAUCCUCGUCGCCACCGACGUUGCCGCCCGUGGUCUCGAUAUUCCCGAAGUGGGCGUGGUCAUCAACUACGACCUCCCCCGCAAUCCCGAUGACUACAUACACCGUGUCGGGCGUACGGCGCGAGCUGGGCGGAAAGGGUUAGCAAUCAGUCUGGUCGGGCAACGCGACGUGGAACUGGUCCAUGCUAUAGAGGCGCGCGUGGGUGGUGAGAUGGCAGAGUACGCCGAGGAUCGGGUCAGUGUGGAAGGCAGAGUUGUCAGGGACGCGCUCAAUCUGGUGGGAGAGAAGAAGAGAGAGGCGAUGCUGAAUCUCGAGGAAGGGAGGGACGUGAAGGGAAAACGGGUGCGCGGCAUGAAGAAGAUGAAGGCGCGGUGACGAUUGCCUCGCACCUUAGCAAUGUGACCUACAGUCUGAAUCUCGUCGUCAAAAUGUCUGAACAUGCCCAACCGGCGAACCAUAAGCCACUGUUGUGAUUUGUACGAAUGGUAUCUACACGCCCUAAGACGAGGUUGAGUUGC